GUUGGGCGCCAGCUUUGACCGGUUUCGGCUUCAAUUCUCUCAUUGCUGUGUUUUCUGUGAAAACCUUAUGAUGGAAGUUCAGUCAACGUAUCCAAUUACUAAAAAGGGGGCUGUUCUUCUUGAUGGAAAACAUGUUGAUGUCGCCUUGACAACGUUUGAAGAUAGAUUUUUACUUGUUAUUACCCAGUAUCAAAAGUUUGGUACACUGGUUCAUGUCACACGAGACAAUCUACCAUUAGAUAAGAGAGAAGAGAUAUACUCCACCCGGGUAUUACUUGGAAAUGAUGAGCCUGUGACACAUGUAUUUGCAAGGAACAUUGCCAAACAUGUUCUGAAGACCCAUUCUAAGCCUCUUCUUCUGAGUAUAGCAUUGGAGGAUUACACACCACAAGUAAUGAAGGGCAUUGAGAAAGUCAUACAGGACUAUUUGAUAUGAACUGAGAACUGUCAGACAUGAGAAGGUCAUGAACAUGACAAGGUCGUUUUAACCGAUACUUUCAGCUCCGUAUUGGUGUACAUAUGUGGGGGAAAAGACUGUUUAGGAAUUUUGCACCAGACAUUUGGAAGGUCAUUGAGAAAACUAUACAGGAAUUAGGAAUAUGUUAUAUGAAGCCAGAACUGUCGGACAUGACAAUGUCAUCUUAACUGAUGGUUUCAGCUCCGUAUUGGUGUUCAUAUAUGUGGGGGAAAAUAAUGUUUAGGAAAUUCACACCAGAAGUAUUGAAGGGCAUUGGGAAAACCAUACAGGAAUUAUGAAUAAUUAUGUGAUAUGAACUCUAGAAGGACGUGAUAACAUCAUGGAGACACUUAUCCCGGCUUUUGUGUACAUAUGCGGAGGAACAGGCGGAAGAUGAAGGACAGUGAAGGACCGUUACAGUUACAAAAGAAUAUUUGCCAUUCUCCAUUUACAUCAUACCUUUAAAGCCCAUCUGUACUAGUUUGGCCAGGGGGAAUUAGACCUCCCUGCAAGGUCACUGACAGGUGGUUAUCUCAUGAAGUCAGCUCUCAAUUAACAUAAGAAAAGGAGGAUCAUGGGGGAUCAACAGGCACUGAUAAGGCAUUUUUUGCUAGGGCGCAAGUAGCUACAAGUAGUGCAGAGGGGCUUCAAGACCUGUAACUUUAAAGGCACCUUAUGCUCUCCAAAUCAUUCAGUAAGAUACAGUAUACAUGUGAAUGACCCACCUUCAUAUCUAUACCAAUAAAGAAGGAAACAACUGCAGGAAUAUAUCACCUGUUUAGAGCCAGAAGAGCGUUAAAUUUGUGGAAAAAUAUAUGAGUUGAUACGCUUUAGGCUCUAAACAGACGAUAUAUUACAUCAGGGCUUUGUUCCAGUCAAGACAUUUUGUUCAGCCGGGGCAACUAAAUUGUGCAUUUUUUGGUUGUUCGUGAUUAAACAUAUUGUUUGUUUGUUUGUUUGGGAAAGUCUCCAUCCAAUAUCAUUCCCUCUCUCUCAGGCAUCUCGUAACUCAGAAGAAAAUAAACGUAUAUUUCAUUGCGUAUCAUUAUAGAGUCCAUACACUUGUCUCAUCCAUUUUGGUCACUUCUCAAACAAGAUAGUAACACUUUAGGCCUUCUUGUUACCCAGAGUCCAGCAUUUGCAUAUACAUGUGCGUGUAGUUCUUCUACUUUGGCUCAUUUUAAUAAGCCCUCUGUAUGACUGUGAUCACAUUUGGGAAAGUGAUUGCAGCAAAUUAAAUUAAAUUGUUUUUAUUUACAUUUAAGUUUGUUAUAUUCCUAUGAAUAUUGUCGUUGGAGUAGAGCCAGUUUGGUCUUUCCUCCAAAAAGCCUACACCAUUCAGUUGCACUAUUCAUUUGACUGUAAGAAACAUUCCCCAGGUUUUAACAUUUCAAUUUUAUGCACAGAAUACAUCUACAAACUGGCUUUAUAUUGUCAAGUCCAGUUUUUAUGUUCAAAAUUCUU
This is a messenger RNA of Strongylocentrotus purpuratus (purple sea urchin), 1921 nucleotides long. It is a transcript of the gene psmg3, whose product is annotated as proteasome assembly chaperone 3. NCBI's taxonomy places the organism in Eukaryota, Metazoa, Echinodermata, Echinoidea, Camarodonta, Strongylocentrotidae. Bases 68 to 436 code for a protein of 122 amino acids. Gene Ontology annotation, biological process: proteasome assembly. The record is from RefSeq and is a predicted model, not a curated record. The transcript has 4 exons.